Messenger RNA from Ixodes scapularis (black-legged tick), 4717 nucleotides. Its product is annotated as box A-binding factor. Gene Ontology annotation, molecular function: RNA polymerase II cis-regulatory region sequence-specific DNA binding; DNA-binding transcription factor activity, RNA polymerase II-specific; zinc ion binding. The record is from RefSeq and is a predicted model, not a curated record. NCBI's taxonomy places the organism in Eukaryota, Metazoa, Arthropoda, Arachnida, Ixodida, Ixodidae. Bases 467 to 2404 code for a protein of 645 amino acids. The transcript is spliced from 6 exons. Gene Ontology annotation, biological process: positive regulation of transcription by RNA polymerase II; negative regulation of transcription by RNA polymerase II; cell fate commitment.
CUUCGAGCUUUUUUUCUAGCUCAGGCUUGGCGCAAUUCAAGGUUCACCUAGAAGAACCUUGCGUCAGGCAAAGACGCUCCGACUACUCUAGGGUUUCUUUCGUUCGUCGUCGAGUCGAGCGAGCCCACGCGACGUUAUAGCGACCAAUCAGAAGCGCCGGUUGUCUUCAGCAACGGUCAGCAGCUGGCGUGUCUGUCUUCCGUCCUUCGGCUCUUCUCAGCACGACCGCUACGUGUCGCAGUGUCGUUUUCGCGCAACGUGAUCACGCAGUUGCUCUCUGACUGUGGCUAGAGCAGUUUUUUUUUCGCGAAGCUUAUCGUAGUCCCAACAAGUAGCCGCUCCCGAAAAUCACCCUGGUGUGUUCCCAGCGCACGCAAGAAGUCAUCUGGCGUGGAGUCCCACCGGCCGUCCACGCUUAUAUCUCAAGGCAAGCAGUCUGUCGGGCCGAUAAUCGAGCAGCAGAUAGAUGCGAAAGCUGGUGACCUUCCCCAAGCAGCCCUCCGAAGACAUGGGCGACAAGGGCAGCCCUCAUCACAACCCGACGCAGCAGACGGGACAGGCGGGCCAGACCUGGAUCAAGGAAGAGCUGCCCGAUGAGGAGCAAGAUGUCAACCAUGACUCUCCCGUGGACCUUCAACAGCAGGAUCCGUCAGCGGUGCACCCGUCCAACGGGUCCGGUUCUUCCCCCGAGAGAGACGAAGGAUUCGCUGGAGUCGAACAGCAUUCGGAGGACCCAAGGCACGAUGCUUCGUCGCCCAUCAAAUGCGAAUCACUGGAGCCCGAAGGCCAGGAGACAGCGGUCUCGAGGAGUUCGGGAGUGGCAGAGACAGCCAUCUACUACGCGCCCAAGUACACGGGGAGUUACGGCGACGGAUACUACCAGACGCCGACGCCUUUGUCGAGUUCUCAUAUCGUGGAAGGCGCCCCGUCGACAGUGCUGAGGUACCAACCGGCUUCCGGUGCGGUUCACUCGGCUCCCUACUACCCUCCGGUGUCAUCCUCGGGGAUGUCCUCGGGGCCAACGAGAGAGGCCUCUAACAUUCUGGAGGAUCCGAACCCGACCUACUCCCACCUUACUCCAGCAAGCACGGAGCCGCUGUCCUACUCUCCCAGCAGCCCUUACCAGCAGAUGCAGCAGCCGAAUCACAAGUCUUACCACCAGUACUCACCCCAAGAGUCGUCCUCGCCUUCUAGUCCCGUCAUGAUGACGGCCACGAACGCAAUGUGGACCGCCCAGACGCCUCCGCCGCAGCAUCAAGAGGACUACGUGUCCGCGGCCAAGAUGAAUAGCAGUUCGGGUUUGCCUUCGAUGACGACAGCGAGGAUUCAGCACUCGUCGCAGCACCAGAUGAGUCCACCCAGGACGCAAGUGAAUGGAAUGAGCCACCAGUACGGCCAGUACCUGGGCUUCGAGCAUGGAGGUCAGGCCACGGCUGUGCAGUGGAGUCAUGGAAUGGAUGCCAGCGGUGCGGCCAUGACGGGUCUCACUUCCUAUACGGCGCUGGUGGGCGACAAGAGGGCAUCUCUCGCGGACCUGGAGUACUUUGGCGGCGAGGGCCGGGAGUGCGUCAACUGCGGCGCCAUUUCGACGCCGUUAUGGCGCCGCGACGGCACGGGCCACUACCUCUGCAACGCCUGCGGCCUCUACAACAAGAUGAACGGCGCCCACAGGCCCAUCAUCAAGACUCCCAGGAGACUGUCGGCGUCGCGUCGCGUGGGCCUUACGUGCUCCAACUGUGAAACGAGCACCACUUCCCUGUGGAGGAGGAACAAUGUCGGGGAGCCCGUGUGCAACGCCUGUGGGCUCUACUUCCGACUACACGGGGUGAACCGACCACUGGCGAUGAAGAAGGACAGCAUCCAGACCAGAAAGCGCAAGCCGAAGAACUCUUCUUCAGGCUCCGGGUCUUCUGGAGUCAAGGGGCUGGAGAACCCAGGGUCUGUGGGCGGCGUCAGCGGACUCGGCCUGUCUCUCAGCUCCGGAGGUGUCCUGGUGGGCAGCGGAUCUCUGGAGGAACGCCAGCCGCAGCACCACCCUGCGCAGCAGCAGGCGCAGAUCCAUGGCACCACUCGCAUCCCAGAACCGUCCUUAGCCGACAUGAACGGGCUGCUGAACAAGAACGGUCCGCUGCCGCACAUCAGCCUGGGUCUGCCGUUCAGCUUCAGCCAGGCUUCCCUGACCUCCAGCGGCGUGCCCCUGUCUACUAGUCACACAGUGAGCAGCAAUGCCCGGAUACCGUCCGUCAUGACCCUGUCGUCCCUGGUCGCCUACGGUGCCAACCCACUCCGGCCAUCGGGACACUACGCUUCGUCGGCCAUUGUAACCUCACCGACGCUCAGCGCGCUCGAAUCGCCGCAAACCACUGACCAGAGGACGGCCAGUCUGAUGACGCUCAGCUCGUGAAUGUCGUAGCAGUCAACACUUCUUCAUAAUGUACAGUGUUGAAGGGGGACUCGGCGUAGUUCUUGUAGCUCUUGUAGCUCAUCUAGCUCUCGUGUGUUGCCGACGCUCCGCAUGCUCAAGCCGGCUCGAGCCGCUGACGAGAAGACCUCCAGCAUGAUGACGCUCAGUUCGUGGAUAGCCUAGCAGCCAGCACCUCUUCGUAAUACACAGUGUUGAAGAAAAAAAAAGCACGCUAUAAGUUCAGAGAUGGUGUCGUCUAGGUAAUCGUCGUAGGCGGUAUUACCAGUCUCGAUGCGUACUGUCUAAUGUUACCGUUAGACUUGAGGACAACCAUGGGACAAGCAUUUCUGCCGUUGCUGUGGACAGUAAAUAGUCCGCUUCAGGCUUCAAGUAAAAAAACGGCGGGUCAGAAACUCGUGUGAACGCAUCAAGCUUAAUUAAAAAAAUACGCGAAGCGCGCGAAAAAUAAAAAGGAAAAAGGGAACUGUGCGUCCUUAUGAUAACGACCAAUUAAGUAGAUAUCUUGCGUAUCCAUGUAGGCACCCGUUUUAGGGUGUACCACGGCCCGCAGCUGGAUGAUGCCUCGCAUUGCAAGUCUCUGCUGGUGUGGUUCGUAUUGGAACGUGCGUAGGCGCGACGUCUGGGUGCUGGUGACAAUGCAGUGUCAUAAGUCAUUUUCUGUCCGAGGCAUAUGCGUCAAUAGGAGUUCGGCUGAAAUGGAGAGCCUGGAACAACUUUAAUGUCCAGUUCAUUAUUCGAGGAUUUAGAUUACAAAUUACCUUAAAUAAUAAUAAAAAGCUCACAAUCAAACAUUUUCGCCUUUUUUUAUGCUUAUUACGGGUGUUCGCGUAAUUGGAUUUUCGUCGUUAUUUCUUGCGUCUGCUCGAGCGAGUAUUUUUGUCGAUCAGGGGUCACAACUGGUUCGUCUGCCUGAUGCAACAAAUAAGUUGCAUUAGGGUGCGUAAAUGUUGCCAAAGAGAUCACCAAAAAUAUUUUUUUCUUUGUGCAACCGAUGUUUGGGUGCUUGUGUCAACGAAUAAAAAUGUAUUUGGGCGAAUGAGUCGCGCGAGCUUUUUGUUCUGUGUAUAUAAAUCCAAUACUCAAUCGCACUUUAUUUUUCAAUUAUGACUCGCGUAAAUGUUGUUUGUUGCUCAUGAAAUUUGAUAGUUUACAAAUUUCUCCUCCUGGUGUUUUCCGCAGGGAUUCGAUAAGUAGUAGGAUGUUUUCAAAACGAAGUAAAACUCUGUGCCAUAACUACAACGACAGAAGUGACUCAACGAAGUGAGCGCCCUCUGUUAUUUUGCUGUUUUUCUUAUGUAUAGUCUCCGCGACGUGAACUACACGUCUGCUCAAUUUUCCUUAAAAUGCACUAGAAAGACACCGAAAAUAUGUUGUUAAUGUGACGAAAAAACUGAAAUAAAUAUAGUCAUGCAUUUUCAAGUCUCCAAAGCCAUGACCGCUGCUGGGGUUCCGACUUCGUUUGUUUUUCAUGUGUUUCUUUUUCCUUUCGCACUCUGUCUUUUUUUUUUUUAUUAAUCGUUAAUUGAUUUUGUUCCUGCAAAUGCAAAUUCGCCGUUGCGUCUCUUGUACAAAAUUAAUUGAACUUUUACUGCACUAUAUGCAAAUUCAAGUUGAUGUAGGUAUCAAGGUUAUAACCACGUCCUUUUUGUGAAAUUCCUUUCCCGAUCAUACAAGUCCUAAGGUUCUUUGCCCGCCAAGCCUCAGUCGAAUUGGCCUUUGGUGCUAAUAUUUCUUUAUUAGUCAUCAAUAAUCUUUCUUUCUCUAUUUUUUUUUUUUUUUUAUCUAGGUUCUCGCGUAUCUGGGUUUCUGGCAAAGCUUUUCGGAACGUAUAUCGAGCCAAGGCCUCCUUAUCAGGAAUAAGCACCUAAUUUGUUUAGCGGAUGACUAUCAUAAGCUCAAAGUUCGCGUUGUAUGUAGGUCAGGGUUGCCUCCUUCGCACGAGAGCGCCAUCGUCUGCUCACAAUUUGUCCUCUGCGAUUUCGCCUGUGAGAUUAGAGGCGGGAAAAGUCAAGGAGCCACUACGCUGUGUAAUUGUCCACUUGCUUGUCUUUGUUUAUUAACGCUAUGGUGGCACAUUAGCUUAUACUAAAAUGUACACUGGACGGUGGGGCUCGGAGCAAAGAUUGAACGGUUUUUCUACAGAAUGUUCACUACCAUGCUUGCUUGUUCCUCACUUUUUUUCUUGUAUCAUCUUAUAAAAGCGUGUCGCUCAGUGGCAAUUUUUUUUUCUUGACGUACCAUGUUGGAGGAGUGCCUUGAACUGGUGAAAUUAAAGUACAAACUGUGGCGCAA